ACUAAAUUUUUCCGCUGGUAUGGUGGCUCUAAACAAGUGUAUUGGUAUGGUAACUUUCACAUGUGCUUUUAAAUUUGACGGUGAUUGUUGUGCCUCAAAGUGUGCGAAAAUAAAUUGUGCGAAAUGGACAAGUAGGUAAAGAAAUCAUAUAGAUUUGUGUAUCUCAAAUGCAAUACGCUGGCUGGAAAAAUUUUCCUGGCUGAAGAACGACGACGGGCGUACGACUUGUAUUCCCUGUGGUGGUUUAGUUUUACGCAAUCACAUGACCCACAUCCAAAGACAUUCGACUCAAGCUUCACAUAUGUAUACGUUGCGUAAAAGAAAAAGGAAAACCAACUGAAAAUCGACACAUUUACAAAGGAACGUAGUGACAAUAAUUAUAAGCAGGUGCGCGAUGCCGAGUUGUUAUGUUUUUGGUAAUGCAUAACCUUCUUUUUUUGCUGAUGGACUACUUGCCGGAUUUGCUGCGGGUCUGUUGCCCCGAUUCAAAAAUUGCGAAGGGCGUAAAGUGUGGUCGGAUGUCAGGCAACUGACAUCUCGAAGGAACUUGCUAAAAAGGCAAAGCAGCGGAUAGUGAGUGCGCUAUGAGAAACCAAAUCUUCUUUAAUUGCAAAUAACAGCACGCGCAUUUAAAAAUGGAAAAUUAUCUUAAAUUGCAAGACUUUGAUGAGGAUUUUGACGAAUUGGAGGGAAAAUUAACGGAGUAUAGGCCAUUGCCAAUAUUAAAGAAAUCGCCAUCGGUUUGGGCCUAUCAACGGCAUGGGUGUUUUUGGGAGCGCGAUGUUCCUGGAAGCAACGAAUCUUUUUUUGUAGAACAUUUUGGAAUGAAUAGGGAGGAGUUUGGCAUCCUUGUGGAACGCCUUUGUGGAUUGGCCCAAAAAGACACCGCAUUUGGAAAGGCCAUUCCUCUCGAUAAGCGGGUUGCAAUCACAAUAUAUACCUUAGGAUCUUCUGCGAAUUAUCGGACAGUGGGCACGUUCUUUGGUGUGUCGAAAGCAAUGGUCUGCAAAUUAUUGCUAGAAUUUUUCCAUGAGACCUGUAGAGUAAUGUCAUCCGACUACCUCCCGCAGAACUUCCUCACGCAAACAAAACUGGAGGAAUGUGUUAAAGGCUUUGAAGAAUUUGGCUUCCCACAAUGCGCGAUUGAUGGCUGUCACAUUAAUAUUCAUCCAUGUGCAACUGAUACAGCUGACUAUUUUAAUUACAAAGGCUGGUACUCAACUAUGUAUAUUGUUAGCAAUGGUUGAUGCAAUAUGAAAUUAUUGAGUGAUACUAAUUUUUGCAUUUGUAUAUUGAUGUUAAAUGUAAUUUUAGAUACAGAUUUCUUUAUGAUGAGUCGACACUUUUGAAGAAAAAGUCGCGCAUUAUUUCGGGAGUUGAUGUGCCUGUUGUGGUGAUUGGCGAUUCGGCUUUCAAAUUUUCGAGUCAAGUAAUGAAGCCAUAUGCUUUUUCAACUACUGAGAAUGAAACUAUGAAGGCUUUCAAUUACACUUUAGCCAAAUCGGAAAAGCUUUCGGCCAUUUGAAAGCUCGAUUUCGACGAAUUGGAAAAGGACUCGAUAAUCGUAAUAGUAGUUGUAUUUUGCAUAAUUUCACGAAACGUAAAAACAUUGAUAUUCCGGGAAUUUUGGAGCCAAGCCCCGAUGAACCACAACAGCUCGAGAAAUCAUACGACAUGAAACAAGUGAUUUCGAUAGCGACGCUGAACCAAUUCGAACAGAAAUUUCAUCCUACAUUGCAAACAAUAAAUAAU
Molecule: messenger RNA, 1752 nt
Organism: Drosophila nasuta
Lineage: Eukaryota; Metazoa; Arthropoda; Insecta; Diptera; Drosophilidae
Exons: 3
Coding region: 636-1247 (203 amino acids)
Source: RefSeq, a predicted model, not a curated record